Molecule: messenger RNA, 6725 nt
Organism: Sardina pilchardus (European sardine)
Lineage: Eukaryota; Metazoa; Chordata; Actinopteri; Clupeiformes; Clupeidae
Gene: bcl11bb
Product: BCL11 transcription factor B b
Exons: 3
Coding region: 945-3683 (912 amino acids)
Biological process (GO): positive regulation of transcription by RNA polymerase II
Cellular component (GO): nucleus
Molecular function (GO): DNA-binding transcription factor activity; RNA polymerase II cis-regulatory region sequence-specific DNA binding
Source: RefSeq, a predicted model, not a curated record
UGAUACAAUUCAGGUGAUCCAAUGGCUGAGCGAACCGCCACUAGUCGCCCCCAGCGCUGCGGUAGUCCUUCACCGCUCUGUGAUGUCUCUCUCAUCGCCGACCCAACGUCACGUCCGCACUUGAACUUAAAUUUCAUCCCAUUCUUCAGAGGCAACCCCUGCCACACACGCACGGGGUACUUCCAGAGAGACAGGACUCGUCACGCCUAAUGCGAAGAACUAAAGAAAUAGUGGACCUUGACAGAGUUGGAGAGGAGGUGGUGUCUUAAUUGUCGCCGGCCUCUUGCCUGAGUCUGCAUGAGCGAAGAGUUGCAAGUCUGCGCACUGAUGCCAGAGCACAUGGAGAUCGGUGCCAACGGUUCCAUCACUUGGCAUUCCAAAUGCGCAGAGGAAUUGGGAAUUUAGAAUCAUUUUAAUACAGGCUUUAAAAGCAAGAUCUUACGGCGUCUAUGCAAGAAAACAACUGGAAGAUAAAUAGCUGUAGUCUACAUAGUGUAAGGAUUGUUCUGAGAAUAGUGUAAAUUAAGCGCAAUUCGUUUAUCAGUUUUCCGUGGAGAAAAGAGGGUGCAAAUCAAUUUGGGACAUAACUGUCACGUUAUUUCGCUUCCUCUUCGCCUAAUCAACGUUUCAGGAACAUAUCGCUCUCACCAGACUUUUACGCACCGUGAUUUCAGUCCAGGUGCUCAUGUUGUUGGUCAACAUACGGCUUUCCGUGUACGCGUCAAACCACGAGACUUACUUGGUGGACUCAAGAAGACAGGUCUUUUUUUCCCACUGAACUUGAUUAACUAAAAUAGUACCAAUAGGGAAAACGCCUCUCCCCACGAAGAAAAUAAGAACAUUUGGAGCAUUUCGGAAAAGUUACUGGAAAUCACAGGGGAGGACACGGGAGCAGCUGACUCAAGUUCAGGUCUCCGGGCGAUGCGAGUGUAAAUGCGAGGGCAAUGUCCCGUCGUAAGCAGGGGAACCCACAGCACUUACCCUUGUCACAGAGGGAGACAAUACGACCAGCAGAAGCCAAUCAUGAGGCGGAGGCGGGUCAGCGCUCCCCGACGGUCUCUGUGCCCAGUCCGGCGGGCAGCGUCGGCGAGCACGACCUCCUGACCUGCGGCCAGUGCCAGACCAACUUCCCGCUCGGCCACAUCCUGCUGUUCAUCGAGCACAAGCGGCGGAUGUGCCGCGGUGGCGGCGGCGGCGUGCCGGACUGCUACGACAAGCCGGGCGAGCGGGGCAGCCCCUCGCCACUGCGCGGCCGCCACGAGGGAGCUCACCGGCGGCCGGUGGAGGUGGGCGUCCAGGUGACCCCCGAGGAGCACGAGGAGAGGAGGCUGACGCCCGCCAAGGGGAUCUGCCCCAAACAGGAGAGCAUCCCAACAGGUAAAGAUGAGCCCUCCACGUACAUCUGCACCACGUGCAAGCAGACCUUCAGCAGCGCCUGGUUCCUGCUCCAGCACGCCCAGAACACGCACGGCAUCCGCAUCUACCUGGACUCGCACCUGAGCGGAGGCUCGCUGACCCCGCGCAUGGCGCUCCCUCCGCCGCUGGGCGCCGACUCGCUGGCGCGCUCGCCCCUGGCCAGCUUCCUGGGCGACGCCAACAACAACCCCCUCCACCUGCUGCGCAUGGCCGCUCCGCUGCUCCGCGAGGCCCCGCCUCCUCCGCUAGCGCCGCCGCCGGGCUACAUGGACACGCGGCUGCCCUCCACGCCGCCUUUCAUCAGCCCGCAGCCGCCGCCGCGGCACCACCACCCUCACCACCACCCGCACCACCCUCACCACCCUCACCACCCUCACCACCCGCACCCUCACCCGCUGGAGCGCCUGGGCCCCGAGGAGAUGGGCAUGCUGUCGCAGCACCCGAGCGCCUUCGAGCGCGUCCUGCGCCUGGCGCCCAUGGCCGCCGCCGAGCAUCAUCACCCGCCGCCGGCCAGCAUGGACUUCUCGCGGCGGCUGCGCGAGCUCGCCGGCAACAGCAACGGCGGCGGCCCCGGGGCCGGCGGAGGACCCACGCCGCCCGUCUCGCCCAACCGCGUGCCGCCCAUGCACCGGCUGCUCAGCCCCACGCUCUUCCAGCACGCCACCAGCGGUGGCGCUAGCAAGCCGCCAGGCUCCUUCCUGAGCGGGCCGCCUCCGCACAGCAUCCUGCUAGCCGCCCAGCAACAACAACAACAACAGCAGCAACAACAACAACAACAACAACAACAACAGCAGCAGCAGCAGAUCCGGGGCAGCAGUGGAGCCUCGUCGCCCCUGGGCCUCAACGCCAAGUCCAAGUCGUGCGAGUUCUGCGGCAAGACCUUCAAGUUCCAGAGCAACCUGAUCGUGCACCGGCGCAGCCACACGGGCGAGCGCCCGUACAAGUGCCACCUGUGCGACCACGCCUGCUCGCAGGCCAGCAAGCUCAAGCGCCACAUGAAGACGCACAUGCACAAGGCGGGCUCCGUGAGCAGCUCCCCGGAGCCCGGCGGCGGCGGCGGCAAGGACGCGUCCGGCGAGCAGCACAGGGGCCGGGACGGCGCCGCCUCAGGCGGGGGAGGGGAGGGCAGCACCGGCCAGGAGAACGAGGAGGACGAGGAGGAGGAAGAGGAGGAGGAGGAGGAGGAGGAAGAGGAGGAGGAUCUGCCGCCGCCGCCGCCGCAACAGAACGGAGGCCGGCCCAACUCCAACCUGAGCAUGGAGUCGGAGUUCAACAGCCGCAACCGGGAGAACGGGCCGCGCGCGUCGCCGGGCGACAACAAAGCCAGCGCGGCAUUGGAGAGGAUGGCGCACGGCCCCUUCAACAAUAUCAACCUUGACAAUCAACUGAGGAUGCCUCUACACGGGCAGCCUCCCCGAGACAGGACCUCUGAGGAGGAGGAGGAGGAGGAGGAGGAGGAAGAGGAGGACCCAGCCGCGAGGGAGAGGAGACACCAGGAAGAGCCGGACGUGGUCGUCAACGGGCGCGACUGCGGCUCGGAGGACUCCCUCCCCGGCAUGCUGUUCCGCCGCAAGCCGACGCCCAUCUCCAGCCCCGGCCUCCAGGCGUCCAAGCGCAUCAAGGUGGAGAAGGACCUGGAGCUGCCGCCCAUGCCGCUCAUCUCCUCGGAGAACGUCUACUCGCAGCUGCUGGCCGGCUACGCCGCCUCGCGCCACUUCAUCCGCGGCGAGCACUUCCUGGGCUUCGCCAGCGCGCGCGAGUCGCCCUUCGGCACCUCGUCCGAGCACUCGUCCUCGGAGACGGGCAGCCUGCGCUUCUCCACGCCGCCCUGCGGAGGGGACCACGACGGCGGCGGCGGCGGAGGCCUCUCGGGUCGCGGGAGCGGCUGCGGCAGCGGGAGCAGCACGCCGCACAUGCACCGCGGCCCGGGGCCCGGACGGCCGCCCAGCUCCAAGGACCGGCGCAACGACACGUGCGAGUUCUGCGGCAAGGUGUUCAAGAACUGCAGCAACCUGACGGUGCACCGGCGCAGCCACACCGGCGAGCGGCCGUACAAGUGCGACCUGUGCAGCUACGCCUGCGCCCAGAGCAGCAAGCUCACGCGCCACAUGAAGACGCACGGCCAGUUCGGCAAGGAGGUCUACCGCUGCGACAUCUGCCACAUGCCCUUCAGCGUCUACAGCACCCUGGAGAAGCACAUGAAGAAGUGGCACGGCGAACACUUGAUGGCCAGCGACGUCAAACUUGAGCAGGCGGAUCGGGUGUAGAGGUGGUAACACACCCCUCUCCACCCGAACAGACACCCACCCUAUGUUGUCACAAACAGCUCCUUCACCAAGACUUUUGUCAUGAGGCUUAAUGGAUGAUCUUUUUGUUUUUGUUUUUUUUGGUUUUUUUGCUCUUUCCUGACUUGAGACUUGUGGAAUGACAAUUUAUUUUUUUGUUUGUUUGUUUAUUUGUUUGUUUGUUUGUUUGUUUUGAUUUGUUUCUUGUUACAGAAAAAAAAUGCCACCUGAGAAAAAAAAGAGGAACUGGAAGUGUGUGAGAGAAAAAGACAAAAAAAGCCCUGUUUGGCAUCUCCCAACAGCAAAGGAUUUUAGUCGUGUAGGAAUCCAUGGAGCCUUUCUACUGUGCAAUAAUAUCUGUAUUUAUUGGGUUUUUGUAUUGAAUCAAGGCAUGUGCAGGUACAUUAUCAUGGCAUAUUGGAUACUUUCUCACAGAGAUAGUUUUGAAAUAUGCUGGACUUUGAAAAGAGAAAAAAAAACCCAGGCUACAAUGUUAAGACAUAUACUGAGAUGUUGGCAUAGUGCCACUUUUAAAAAUUCACCAGUUGUUUUGUUUUGUUUCUUUUUUUUCCAGGGAAGUGGUUAUGCACCCAGUAGAAUAAGUUCCCAUGAAGAGAUCAACUUCUAAAAACAAUCCAAGAUGCGCAUUUUUUAUUUUUUUUGCAUAUACAAGGAUAUAAGCUUACAACAAUCCCUUCAUCAUUAUUUUUAUUAUUGUUAUUUCAUUAGGUGAAAGCACUGAAUAUGUCAGCUUGACAAUAAAUAUAAAUUUUAAAAAUGAGAGGAUUUUGAAAAAAUCCCUGAGCAUUUAAGGCAGCUAAAAGGUAGUAAGACUGCCCUGUGAUUGAAAAUAGAAAAGAAAAAACAAUGAAACAAUGACCCUUCUGACCCAAUCAUCAUACGCACAAAUAUGGGCACAUGCAGCGGAUGAUCUCUGAAUAUAGCUAGAACCUCUUGAAUACCAAGAAGAGCUCAUUUGUGUGAAAAAAAAAAAAUCAGUGAUAAGUUUACUUGGGGGGAGAAGCUACAGGGAGAUUUGGAUGUAGUUGUCCAGAUCCUCGCAAUGCAAUUUUAAGAUUAUCAAAAUGUUUACGUUGGCAUCUUGUCAUCCCUCUUAUCGUCGUUUGUUUGUUUACUUGAUUCGCCCUCAUCCGAGCAGACUCGGGCGUGCUUUUUAGCACUGUGGAAGCGAAGUGCCCGCCGCAGCCAAUGUGUUACAUUCCAAAAUCUGUUAGACAUUAACACUGAUCUCGCAGACAUCCCUCUGGCUGUCCGGGCUUUUCCCAGCAAAGCACUGCCGCCACCUCAUGCGCCUGCUCCUUCUCUCGCUCGCUCGCUCUCAAACUGUGCCGUGUUUCGAGACGCCAUGCCGCGCACUAGCCGUCGAGAGACACAGCCUGAUUGGUUACACUUCACACUUGAAAUGUUACACUGUGCUCCCAUCUUCUGAGCUCCCAGCCCCCAGUCUAUGGGGCAUUGUGUGUGUGUAUGUGUGUGUGUGUGUGUGUGUGUGUUUGUCUGCGCAAUGCAUGUCCCCGGACGAGUGCUUCAUCCACCAAGGACCCCGGGAAUGAAAAUGAUUUUCUCAUUAACGCCUCUCUCUCUUCCUCCCUUCACUGUCUCUUUUGCUCUCCAUGUCACACACACUCCCUCUCUCACCCUCGCUCUCUCUUUCACACACACACACACACACACACACACAGUUCCCAGUGGCUCUGAGCCUCCCCAUCCACCUGCAGCCUUUCAGUGCUCAUCAAAUCAGCUUCAUACAUCUGAGAGUGCGGAACGCCGUGCACGGAGCGAGGGCCUAUUCACUCCACCAGUCGCUCUCGCUCUCUCCACGGACCAUUUCAGCACCGUGUUGUUCCCAUUGGCGUCGCUUCUGUUUUACGUGGUCUAAUUUUAGCACACAUAGCCCCCGCCCCCCCCCCCCCACACACACACACACACACACACACACACACACAUACACAUACAAUCAAUUCAUAUCUGAUCUGAAAUUGUACACUAACAAAAAUGAAACGCAACGCAUUCAUCUCAAAGAUGCGGAUGACAAGAGGGCACUGGAGAGAGGAAAAAAAAAAACAUUUGAAAAAUCUUAUUUAUAUUAGUGUUAACAAUCAGCCUGAUUUCUGUUCACCAUACAACAUUAGCACAUAGAAAACAAUGAAAGGGAACUUGGUAUUGAUGACGGUUUGAAUUUUAAAAAGUGAGAUAUCUUAGUAGUGUGAAAGGGCUCCAGUCAGAAUUAUGUUUUCGCUUCAAGUGCCCGGUGCUGUCAAGCCUCAACAUGUUUGCAACCCUCUUCAGUUCGUCAUGGAUGGGCCUGAGAGGGAAAUGUUGGUGUACUACAGAUUAGUCCAGAUAUUACACUUACUUAGUCCCUCCCUAUGUAAGCUCCUUGUUUCAGGUAACAAAAAAAUUCAGAAAAGGGAAAACAUUGGUAGCCAGUCAAAUUAUAGAAAGACAGUAAUUUAUAGGAUAAAUAUUUAUGAAUUUGGUGUGUUUGUGUAGUUUUUAAAGUAUGAUGCUACAUACUUUGGUUUAAAUCAUUUUUUUAUUUUAAUUUUAUUUGCCAACAGUGAAUGGAGACAAACUGGAUUGAAAUAGGAAAAACAGUAUGAAUGACACUCUCACGUCUUACAAUAUGUUUACAGUACAGUGUUGAAGUACAAGGGUAAGGAACUCCUGUGUAUAUGUGUUUCAAAUGAGAAAGUAUUAUUUUCUCCAAUGUUUUCUAUCACUUUUCUGAAUGCCAUAGGAGCUUUUUUGGUUGGUGCAGGGGAUUAAAUGUUAAUGGAUAUACAUAUACAAUUUGUUCACUGUUAAAUACGCAAUGUAUUUGUAAUUUUAAAAAUUCCAGUGGCAUUUUAUGAAAUUGAUGCAAAAAAAAAAUCCUUUAUAUUUUGCAGUCCAUUAUGAAAUUGUGAGUCUAUUCAAAUGUUUUUUGUCACUAUAUCUGUUACAAUUUUGGUAAAUCUAUCCUGAAUGGGAUAUUAAAAAAAUAAAAAAACAAAACAGUGA